Molecule: messenger RNA, 2082 nt
Organism: Colletotrichum lupini
Lineage: Eukaryota; Fungi; Ascomycota; Sordariomycetes; Glomerellales; Glomerellaceae
Exons: 2
Coding region: 1-2082 (693 amino acids)
Biological process (GO): regulation of DNA-templated transcription
Molecular function (GO): zinc ion binding; DNA-binding transcription factor activity, RNA polymerase II-specific
Source: RefSeq, a predicted model, not a curated record
AUGUCGUCCUACAACGGCGCCGACGCGAACUCGGUCACAUCGACCAGCCCCGCCUCCGAAGACUCCCAAGCAAAGCCCAAGAGGGCCAGAACCAGUAAACCGAAAGUUAAGACAGGAUGCAAUAACUGCAAACAACGGCGCAUCAAGUGCGACGAAAGACGACCCUCCUGCUCGCAGUGUGUACGCUCCAAGAAGAUUUGCACCGGGUAUCCACCUCCGAGCCGCAGCGCGAGACCUCACGAGGUUCUCGCCAUUGCUCCAAAGCCUCUCCUGGCCGCCGCUCCAACCAACGCCGCUCCCGCGCGAGCCCCCAUCGAAUUACCUCCCAGACGAGUUCAGAAGAUUCAGCGCCGACUGACUCCUCCGCAAACCCCGAAUGACGCUCCUUCAGCCAUCACCAUGUACCGCCCAGCGGGCAAUUUACAGCUGUCACCUCAAGAAGGUCUCUAUUUCCAGUUGUUCCGCACUCAUACCGCAAACGAAUUAUCUGGUUAUUUCGAUUCCGUCUUCUGGACGCAGACAGUCCUACAAGAAUGUCAUGCUGAGCCCGCCAUCCGCCACGCAGUGGUCGCUCUUGGGGCUCUGUAUAAGACCCUAGAGCAGUCCUGCGAGUCCCCGCCAGGCUCACCAUCCGACGUGAUGAACCCCAUGGAUGGCGCAUAUCGACAUUGGGAAGUGGCAGUCAAACAGUACUCGGAGGCCAUCAACGCACUCGUCCAGCUCCACCGUGACCAGAAGUCGCAUCGGACUCUGUUGAUGGCAAGUGUACUGUUGGCUUGCUUCGACUCGUUCGUCGGGGACCAUCGCCAAGCGAUACGACAAAUUCAGACUGGCCUCAGCUUACUGGAGAAGCUGCGGGCCGAGCGAAGAAAAUCGUUUGUACCUCUCUCCGAGGAGCCUGUUGAGGAAGAACUGGUCAAAAUGUUCACGAGGCUGGCCAUCCAAGCCAAGUCGUACGACAUGGCCUUCCACUUCCCCGAGCCAUACGUGAUUCGGCUUACGCCCCAAAACCCCGAGCUCCCCCAGUCUCCCCCUUCGGACGCCGGCAGCUCACCGUCAUCCAUGAGCUCAUCAUCGAUGCCGGAACAAUUCUUCAAUUUGAUGGAGGCUCGCAUCGCUUGGGACAAGCUUCUCGAGAAGAUGCUUCGCUUUACCGAAACCUUGUUCACGUAUCAAAAAUCAACAGGCGCCAACGGACCGAUGGGCAUUCUCCCCAAAUCGUUGAAACAGUAUGGCAUGAGCUUCAAGGGACAACUUGACGCUUGGUCCGAAGCAUUUGAGUAUCUCCUCGAAUCGCGCACAGCGCCCGGCGUCAGUCAUCAAGAAAAGGCCGGCAUCGCGGUCCUGAAAAUGUUCCAGAUCAUGAGCCAGAUUCUGUUCCUUAUGACGUACAGCGACAACGAGUCGCAGUUUGACGUCUUCCAACCCCAUUUCAAGGCCAUUGUCGACCUUGCUUCUGAAGUGGUGGGCGAUGAAGAGAGACGAGCGGCAGCCAAGAGGUGUCCCGACCCUUCGCAGUGUACUCACCGUCACAAUCAUACCCCGGAUAUCUUUGGCGGUCACGAGUACAAUACUUUCCACAUCAAGCCGAGCUUCAGUGCCGACCUGGGUAUCGUCCCGCCCUUGUUUGUGGUGGCCACCAAAUGUAGGCAUUCCGUCAUCCGGCGACAGGCCAUCCAGCUUUUGAGAAGCAGCGCGCGGCGGGAAGGCAUGUGGGACAGUGAGCUCACAGCGCGAAUUGGACGGUGGGUUGCCACGAUUGAGGAGGAAGAGCCUUUAUCUUCACCGUCUCCCGACGCGCGUGGCUCCCAAGCCGGCGCCAAUGGAAGACACGGAUCGGUGGAUUUUGGCGAGGGCAUUCCGCUAGGACCUGGUGGCAAUGCUCGUUGGGAUGAUCGAAGGAACAGUGCGAUUCCCGGACUGAUCAAAGCGAAGCGAUCUGUCCCCGAAGAGAAGCGCGUCAUGGUUCGGGCGGUGGACUUUGACCUGAGGGCCAGAUUUGCCAACCUCCAGGUCGGUACUCGUGGCAUCAUCACCGGCAUGCCAGACAUGCGGUCCCGUGUUACCCAUAUCACGUGGUAG